Dimorphilus gyrociliatus is the source of this 2888-nucleotide messenger RNA. Lineage: Eukaryota; Metazoa; Annelida; Polychaeta; Dinophilidae. The record is from the annotation of a GenBank genome assembly.
AGAACGCAUUUUCGUUUAAGCGGCCAAAACACAAAAUAUUUCAGUUUAUUGUUUUUAGAUAAAUAGUAAAAACAAUCUAAAACACUUUGAUAAGAUUAAGAAAGAUGGAAAUUUUAGAAUUAAAUCGUAAAAAUAAUGGGGUAAUGUGGCAUCGGAAGGCAAUUCCAACUAAAGAUGAAGGAUUGGUUCUUACCGUCACAUCAUAUCAAGAAGCAUCGAAAGAAGAGAGUAAAAGGCCUAUUCGUUUGCAAUGUAUCGCCUUUCAUGCAAUUGUUGAUGAAUUUCUGGCGUCUGAUCACCAAGGCAACAUUUAUCAUUUUGAUAUUUACAGGAAUAGGUAUAAGCUGUUAAAAAAAUGUGGCAAACCUUGUACAGCUAUAGCAUAUUGCUUACAUCGAAAGAGUGAAUAUUUAGUAGCUUUAUCAGAUUCUUCUCUAAACUGUUUUGACGCCGGGACUUCCGAAUUAAUUGCUGUAAUGAAAGCCCACGAAUCUCCUGUAACAUCUAUAUCUGUUCAUUCAUCUGGUCGUUAUGCUAUUACGUCAGCUUCAGAUACAGCACAUCUAUGGGAUCUUAAUACCUUCGAGAGAGUAAAAAAGCUUAAUAUAAAAGAAGAUAUAGGAUUAUCACAAGCUUUUUUCAUACCAACAAGUAAUCUAAUUAUAACUUGCUUUAAAGACGAUUCAAUAUUCGCCUGGGAAACAUCAACUCUGAUUUGUAAAUAUCAUUUACACAAGCCUGACAAUGUAAAAUCUCCCAUUUUUAAAACGUUUGCUGUGUCAAGAGAUGGUCGAUAUUUAACCGCAGGAGGUAGAUCAAAAUAUUUAUAUUUGUGGAAUCUAGAGUCUCAGAAUCUGAUGCCUUUAAUUGAGUUACCGAAAAAAAUUACGUCAGUUAAACGCUUGCAAUAUUUACCGAAUAACUUUGAAUUUGACGUUGAUAAUAUAGUAGGAAUAUUAUCUUCCGAUGGAAUAAUGCGUUUUGUCAACUUGUCAAGCUGUAAGCAUCUUUUCGAUAUUGGUACUCCCGAGAGAAAAUUGGAAAAGGUUGAAGCGCCACCACCUGUUGUUAAAAUAUUAGAUAAGGAUAAAAAUAGAAAUUCGAAUGCAUCAAAAGUAAAUAAAGAAGAGUUGGAGGGCGAUAAAAGCGAUGGGUUAAGUAUUCUUAGAUUAAAGCGAAUUUUACAACACUACGGUGAAUAUCCGGCAAAAUACAGGGUUUUCAUUUGGCGGCAGCUUUUGAAGUUACCUGAGAAUCAUGAAGCUUACUCUAGCUUAAUUACAAAGGGCAUUCACCCAUCCUAUAAUAAUUUACAUGAAAAAAUACCACUAAAAAGUAGAAAGUUAUUAAGAAUUUUGCAAAAAUUAUUGUGUGCACUUGCUAACUGGUCACCAAUCUUUGGGGAAACUGACUAUCUUCCAACAUUGGUUUUCCCAUUCGUGAAACUUUUCCAAAAUAAUCAACUGUUUCUCUUUGAAAUAGUAGCAACGGUUUUAAUACCCGCUUACUGCACGAUAUCUCGUUCUGCCCUCCUCAAAAUAACAGAAUUUGAGGAUUUCGAGUUCUUCUUCCACAAUCGAAAUGCCAUAUCAAUAUCUUCCCUUAUUAAGGAAGUAUAUCGAUUAAUGGACAUUACACCGGACGAUGUACAUCCAAAGGCUUUUGUUGAAGAAUUCGAGCCUCUACUUCAGAUACAGUAUCCGGUGUUUAAUAAGUAUCCUAAGUUCAUUGUUGAUUACCAAGCGAAAGAAAGAGAAAGGAUUUUAAGUGAGGAGAAAGAAAUCGCUCGCCAACGAAAAGCUGCAUUUUCUCUACGCAAUCAAGUAGAGAAGCAAAGGGUAGAGCACGAGUCAUGGCUAAGGCAGCAACAACAUUUGUUCGAAGCAGAAGAAAAGAGGCGAUCAUUACUUAACACGGAAGAAAAGAAGCUAGCGGAGCAGAGAACACGCUUGGCUGCUUUACAAAGAGAAAUUAAGAUGUCCGAGAUGGCGGCUUUGGAUGCUACAAGACGAAAGGCUCUCGCCUUACAACAACAAGAAAAAGAAGCUCAAAUAGCCAGACUGGAUGAUGAACUCAGAAGGACCGCUUUACGACGAGAAACAGAAACUGUUGCAGCAUGUGACGAAGCCGAAAUUAAACGCCUAGAGCUAGAGUUACAAAGAGCAACUCUGGAGCAUGAUUUGUACAGACAAUCAUCCCGGUUCGAUCAAGAUUUUCGCGAAGCCGAAGAAGCCGCGAAGCGAUUAGGCGACGUACGAUCUGAAGCCUUAGCCGAUGGUUUCGAAUAUCUAACUAUCGACAAACAAGAGCAACAAAGAGAUUUGGCGAACGCUCAAUUGAAGAAAGGGAAUGAAGAUCGUAGAAAUAAAAUCAAUAACGUAAUGAAUGCUUUUAACGAUCACGAAAUAACACAAGCGACCAAAGUUGCUAAGCUCAAAGAAACCAAUGAAAGACUGGAAAAACAGGUGACUGAACUAAGUAAAAAACUUCAAAUGCAAAAUAGGACAAAUUACGCACUAGAAAGAGCUAUUAGAGAGAGAGUAGUAGACGAAAAUCCCCAGGAUGAUACAGCAGACGAGGAUGAAACUAGCAAGUGGGGCACGCAAUAUUCUCAGUCAAUUGGCAUCCGUCAAGAACCCCUGAAUGCCGAGUCAGAUAAACCUUUAGUCGGUCAUGUCACGAAACUUCCGGCUCAUAGGAAAUAUUUGAAUGAUUCAGACUGUGAAAAUAAUUCCGUCCAAUUUUCCGUUAGUUCAUCUCGAGAAGGGCGUGAACAAUUAGAAGAGAAUGAACGAGAAAUGAUGACUCAAGUACGCAAUUUAAGACUACGCCUAUUGGAAGAAUGCUCGAAGAAACCCCCAACUCAGGUUGACGUUGGCGCUUAUUGA